Molecule: messenger RNA, 3252 nt
Organism: Trametes versicolor FP-101664 SS1
Lineage: Eukaryota; Fungi; Basidiomycota; Agaricomycetes; Polyporales; Polyporaceae
Exons: 8
Coding region: 39-3095 (1018 amino acids)
Biological process (GO): post-transcriptional tethering of RNA polymerase II gene DNA at nuclear periphery; RNA export from nucleus; protein import into nucleus
Cellular component (GO): nuclear pore; nuclear pore cytoplasmic filaments
Molecular function (GO): structural constituent of nuclear pore
Source: RefSeq, a predicted model, not a curated record
CACGACCUCCUUUCCAUCGACGACCCCCGCCCCUCAAAAUGUUCGGCUCGUCGUGGGCGAACCCCCAGCAGAACCAACAGAACCAGCAAGGCCAACAGCAGCCAAGCGCGUUUGGGCAGCCAUCUGGCUUUGGCGGUACCGGCGCGUUCGGCUCUGGAGGCGCGUUCGGUCAACCGCAACCACCACAACAGCAGCAGCCACAGGCUAAUCCGAUGUUUGGAAAUCUCGGUGGGGGAACGAACACAGGCUCGACGGGCACGGGUUUCGGCGCUUUUGGGUCCACGAACACGUCGAACGCGGGCGGGGGUCUGUUUGGUCAACCGAAGCCGACCACAGGGUUCGGCGCGUUUGGAGGAGGGGGCACGACAGCGUUUGGAAGCACCACGGCGACUCCAACGCCAGCCUUCGGUGGCGGAGGGGCAUUCGGGAGCAGUACUCCUGCAACAGGAUCCAGCACGGGGGCAAACCUCUUUGGCUCUCAACCCUCUACGAGCACGAGCGCGUUUGGAGGUGGCGGGGGUUUGUUUGGGGCCAACAAGCCCGCGACUGGAUUUGGUACCACCCAGACAUCCACCGAUGGUGGAGCGCCUGUUACAACUGGAACCGCGAACCCGCCGUUCAGUCCCUACACUGAGAAGGACAACAUCAAUCCCUCCAUCACGCUGCAGUACCAGAGUAUCACAGCCAUGCCGCAGUACCGUUCAUCGACUUUCGAGGAGCUCCGACUGCAAGACUACCAGCAGGGCCGCAAAACAGCGGGUGCCUUUGGACAGACGACCUUCGGCGCUCCUGCGCAACCCGCUCAACCAACGGGUGGCUUGUUUGGACAGCCUGCUGCCCCUGCUGCUACCGGAACGACGUUUGGAGGCUUUGGUAACACUAGCACGACUGCUCAGCCUGCUACGACCGGCUUUGGCGCCUUCGGUCAACCUGCAAAUACGACCAAUACUACAGGAGGCAGCCUUUUCGGCGGCGGGGGAGCCUUUGGUCAACCGAGCCAACCACAACAGCCACAGCAGCAGCAACCGCAACAGCCUGCGGGUUUUGGCGCAUUUGGACAGCCGCAGAACCAACAGAACAACACCGGAGGCGGAUUGUUUGGCGGAGGAGGAGCAUUUGGCGCCAAUAACCAGGCGAAGCCAGCUUUCGGUGCUAGCACGACUGGAUUCGGUGGUGGUGGUGCGUUCGGCCAACCGCAAACGAACCCACAGCAACCUGCAGCCGGUGGUCUCUUCGGUCAACCCCAACAGAACACGGCUACUACUGGUUUUGGUAAUUUUGGUACAGCAAACAGCAAUGCCCAAAAGCCUUCAUUGUUUGGCGCUACGAACACAACACAACCUGCCACAACGGGCUUCGGUGGCUUCGGCACUCAGAACCAGGCGCAGCCGCAGCAAGGUUCACAACCAGCGGGCGGUCUCUUCGGUGGCGGUGGGGGCCUAUUCGGCCAGCCGCAGCAACAGAACCAGCAGCAACCUGCAGCUGGAGGACUAUUCGGCACCACACAGCCCGCACAACAGCAACAGCAGCAACCAGGGGGAGGGCUAUUUGGCGGAGGGGGUGGUCUGUUUGGCACUCAGCAGCAGCCCGCCCAGCAAGGUGCACAGGCACAGCCUCAGCAGAAUUCUUUCGGUGGCCUCUUUGGUGCGCCGAAGCCCACCAUCAACACGACGCAACCUACAGGCGGACUAUUUGGUGGAGGCUUCGGUUCGACGCUCGGUCAGCAACCUCAGAACCAACAGCCAGCAACCGGUUUGUUUGGAUCUACACUUGGCCAGCAACCUCAGAACCAACAGAACACGAACUCAUUUGGUUCUGGUGGUCUCUUUGGAAAGCCGGCCGCGCCGAACCUCGGCGCGUCGAUGUCUACAGGUCAGCAGCAGGGCGGCCUUGGCACGUCGCUCUUUGGGAACAGCACCCUUGGUGGCUCGACCGCUACCAUGGGUGCCUCCACUCUAGGGCAGUCGCAGGCUCCUCUGAUGGCCUCUAUCGCGCAACCCAUCGCUGCGCCCUUACCUAUCUUCAGCAUGCUGCCGCCAGGCCCACGUGCUGUGACCUUGGAUCAACAGCCGAAGAAGAAGCCAGGUUACUUUGUCGACGUCCCCACGCGAUCUCCGGUACCGCAGCUGCAACUCCGAUACGCCCCGGCUGGCACCAAGCUGCGCGGGUUCGGCUCAACGUCCACUCCACCGGGUGCAAGCUCCAGUACCCUUGGCGGCAGUCUACUCUACUCUUCUGGAAAGCCCAAUGCGUUGUCUCUGAGUAAGGCAUCGACGACGAAGAGCUUGCUUGGUCCCGACGCAUUCUUGACCAACGGCGCCCCCAGCCCUACUCUGGGCAGUGGUGGGCGGCAGAGCGUCAAGAAGCUCACGUUGGAUAAGAAGGUCGAGGCAGCAGACUUGUUCAGCAAGUCUAACAACGGGCCGUCAUUCAGCCCCGCGUUGGGCCUUGCUGCUCGGGAGAAGGAAGCGGCGGCUGCGAACGGUUCAUACUUCCGUCAAGAGUCCCCUUCCCCCGCCGCGCGCAAGGAGUCACCAAAGAAGUCGAACCGCAUCGUCGCGCAGAGCACCAGCGAGAUUCUCGGCCAGCCUUCGCGACCGGGUGGACCAGGAACUGCUCCAGCGAAGGGUCCCCAAGACCCCGAAGAGCUGCAGGAGGGCGACUACUGGGUGAAGCCUGACCUGGAGACGCUGAAGAAGAUGGGACACGACGAGUUGAUGUCGUUCAGCGGGCUCACCGUGGGCCGCGUCGGAUACGGGCAGAUCACGUUCCUUGAGCCCGUCGACCUGACGGGGCUCCCGCGGCUGUCGAGCCUGCUGGGCGAAGUCAUCCGGUUCGACGACAAGGAGUGCAGCGUGUACCCUGAGGCGGACGACGCAGAGAAGCCGCCGCCGGGGUCGGGCCUGAACGUAAAGGCGCGGCUCGACCUCGUGCGAUGCUGGGCGUUGGACAAGGCGUCGCGGGAGCCUAUCAAGGAUCCAGAGCACCCCGCCGCGCAGAGGCAUCUGAAGCGGCUGAAGACGAUGAAGGAGACGCAGUUCGAGGGCUUCGAUCUCGAAGAGGGCCGAUGGACGUUCACCGUCGACCACCUCUGAGUUGCCUUUCCGUUUGGUCUCACAGGCUUGUUGGCUACGUCGCUCGGAAUCAGUACGUACGAUACCGGUGUUGUGAAGUUUCUCGUUAUCCCACGUCCCCAUCAUGUUGUUUCCUUCUGCAUGUAUCAUCGUAGUAUAUGUUGUCAAUGCAUUUCGU